This is a messenger RNA of Belonocnema kinseyi, 863 nucleotides long. RefSeq lists its product as uncharacterized. The coding region runs from base 200 to 637 and encodes 145 amino acids. The record is from RefSeq and is a predicted model, not a curated record. Gene Ontology annotation, molecular function: peptidyl-tRNA hydrolase activity. The transcript has 5 exons. NCBI's taxonomy places the organism in Eukaryota, Metazoa, Arthropoda, Insecta, Hymenoptera, Cynipidae.
UUAAAGGCAACUGAAUAACGAAAUUAAUAUUAUUAAAACAGUACCACAUUCUUGUAAUAUAUAUAUUUUUAAUUUAAACGAAAUAAUUGAUUGAUUUUAAUAAGAUGCGCCUGUUCUACUGCGUACAGAAAAAAAAUGUUCUGAAUCUCACUAAUAACUUGGAAGUUUAAAAUGAAAACGAAUUUAGUAAACAAUAAAUAUGUCCGGAUAUGAUUGGGAAAAGAUUGUUCUUUCUACCCUUAAAGACCAGCAAAAUGAAAAAAAUACUGACUACCGAUACAAUCCGAUGCAGUACACAUUUUAUUCGAUAGUAAAUUCUAGCGUUGGUAUGGACCAAGGAUCUUAUGCUGCGGCGAUAGCUCUCAGUUUUAAAAACAUACAUAAUACAGUGGAUGAUGAUGAACAGAAACGCGAAUUUUUGGAAAAAUGGAAAGAAACUGGAGAAAAAAUUAUUGUACUAAAAGCCUGCAAUCAAAAACAUUUAAAAUAUCUUAAAAGAGAAUUGCAAUAUGUCGCAUUAGCCACGCAUACUCUCUCACAAUAUUAUGGAACAACAUGCAUCGCUUUAGUACUAACUGUCUUUGGGCGACAAGAUAAUCUCCACAAAUGGCUGGAUGGUUUACCAGUUUUGAAAUAGGAAAUAAAAUUUCGUCACAUUCUAUUCAAGACGGUAAACUACCAUCAGGCGAUCACAAAAUAUUUUUGUUGGAAAUGUAGGAAUUCGUGCUGGAAGACAAUAAUCAUUUCCUUUAGGAUGUUUCUUUCUUUUAAACAAAAUACAUUAAGUGAUUUUGAAUUGGAAACGUUCCAAAUGAAACAGUUUUAGAUUUGGUAAAAUGUUGAGAAAAGGGCAAUAUUUCGAA